Styela clava is the source of this 3259-nucleotide messenger RNA. NCBI's taxonomy places the organism in Eukaryota, Metazoa, Chordata, Ascidiacea, Stolidobranchia, Styelidae. The record is from RefSeq and is a predicted model, not a curated record.
UGGGAAUUUAGGUUGUUUCUAAUUCAAUCUAGUCAUGGAUGAAAUGCCUGAUUGUACCGAUACUGGUAACUUUGCAUCAGCUCUGGCUAAUUUACUUAGCACAGUAUCAAAAUGCAGUCCAGCAGAUAAUCCAAUUUUACAAAAGCUGAAUAACCUGCAGAAAAAGGAUGAUAACAAAGGAAAUGAAUGCGGAACGAGCAAGAAUAAAAAUGAAAAAGGACAAAAAGUAGAUAAAAGUGAUGAAGCUGAGAUAAAAAAGAAUCUCAAACGAAGAAAUAGGAAAAAAAAAAAGAAAUCCACAAAAACCAAGAAUAGUGGCGGAGAUAAUAAUGGUGGGCAAACCAAAGGCUUAGAAGUAAAGCAAGGAAAAGGUAAUGAAAUUGAUAGUCAAAAGGCAGAAUCUAGCGAAGACUUUAUCGGCAUGGGUGAUAACUCUAGCCAAAGCAAAGGUGAUGGGGACAGCAAAAAUUUUGAGGCAAAAGAAACUGAAGGAUUGAAAGAUAAUGAAAUUCGGCACGGUAAUAAAAGCAAGGAAGGUAAAGCUAUUCACGCUAAAGAAAAAGACUUGAUCAAACAAGACGGACAAAAUUUUGAUAGAAGUGAACCAGGAAAAUGUAGUGCUGAUAAUGGUAAAGAUUCUAACUUGAGCAAGGACAAGAUUAAAAAUGCAUUACAAAACUGCAAAGGAAAUGAGGUGACUGAGACCUCCUCGGGCAAACAUGAUAAUGGGAUUGAAUGUGGCGAUAAUACUAAAAAACAGAAUGUAUGUGCAAAUAACGAAACCAUUGAUGGAAAAAUCUCCCUGGAAAAUGGUGAAAAUGUAAAGCAUUGCGUGGGUAGCGAGAAUAAAGAACAAGAAAACUGUGGUGACAUUAACAAAAGUGUCGGAAUAGAGAGUGAAAAUGGAGACAUUUGUGAUCGAAAAGACUCAGACAGUGAUGGGAAAAUCUCUCUGGAAAAUGGGGAUAAUGGUGAAAAUGUAAAGGAUCAUGUGAGAGGCAACAAUAGUAAUCAUAAACAAGCGAACUGCGAAGCCGUUGCCAAAAGUGUUGAAAAGGGAGACACAAGUGAUCAGAAAAACUCAGACAAAAGAAGUAUUGGAGAGAACUCCAUGAAUGCUAAGGAUAACAAUGAAAAAGCAAAAAAUCUGGAAAGCAAGCGUCCUGAGGAAACAGGCCCAAUUGAUGAGCCUUCAUCUUCUGCCCAAAACCAGCGAAGCAAAACAGAACCUGAGACAUCCUCCACCAUGAAACAACAAAAAAAGAAAGCACCGAGUCAUGAGGGUGAUAGCGACACCACUAGUAGCAGUAGUGAUGAUGAAGAUUAUGAAAGUACUGAAGGGAUUUCUGCUUUUACGAGGCUAGAUCUUGAGGGCAUGCUAAAGAAAGCAACUCAAAGAGUGAAUUUGAGGAAAUUGUUCAAACCAGGACAGUUUGAGGCUCAGUGUGCUUUUCAGAAACGUAGAAUUGUUAGAUUGGAAAAUAAAUGUACUCUGCUACUUGAGCUAGGCCUUCCACUGCCACCAGAAGAUAUCCUUCGUGAGAAGAUGGGAUUGCGUCGUUUAAAUAUGCCGAGCAUAGAGUCAUCUGACAGUGAUUCUGAUGAGGACUGGGGUCCUGGCGGGGGCAGAAGAAAGAAAAGGAAAAUGCCAGUAUUCAGAGGAAUUUCUGAGAAUGACACCAAACUAAGAAUGGAAUUCAUAAAGAAAUAUGUGGAAGAUCGCCAAACAGGGAAGGCUGUGAAUGUUCCUCCGCCACCACCCAAGCGAGAAAUUAAACUUCAGCCCAGAAGAGUGAUUUCAACUAAGAAAGAAGAACCGAAGUUUGAGCCAUUUAAAAAGUCUGAAAGUGGGGAUGCUUCAUCAAGAUACGAUACAAGGCGAAAGACUGGAGUGAAAUACACAGAAGAAUAUGUGCCAGAGGAUGAUCAUUUUGUAUUUUGCGAUGAAUGCAAGGCCUUGCAUCUUGAUGAUUGCCCAGACCAUCCAAGUAUGAGAAUGAAAGACACUCUUGUGAAAAUUGGCAUUAAAGAUCGUGCUAAGCAUACCUGUCCUCCAGGGCUGAGCAUUGAUCCAUCACAGAUCAGGAAUGGUGGUCUUGGAGUAUGGUGUGAGAUUGAUAUUCCACAGAAUACAGUGUUUGGUCCUUAUGAAGGUGAUAUUGUGAAAAAGUAUGAUGUGAAAAAUUUGGUGAAAGUAUCUGAAGGAGGUUAUUCUUGGCAGAUAUACAAGAAAGACAAGCUAUCUCAUUAUAUUGAUGGAAGCAAUAUUAAAACAAGCAACUGGUUGAGAUAUGUUAACUGUGCGAGAAAUGAAGAGGAACAGAACCUUAUUGCAUUUCAAUAUAAAGGCCAAAUAUAUUAUCGAACAUUCAAACAAGUCAAACGAAAUGUGGAGUUAUUUGUGUGGUAUGGAAGUCACUAUGCUUCACAGAUGGGAAUUGCAUCAAAACCACUGAGGGAUAAGGCAUUCAAAAUAAACCCAGUCAAAGCCAAUAUUAUGUCUAUAAAGAAGUCAACUUCAAUCACAGAAUACAAACUGCCCACACUGCCGGAUAAUGUUUUAUCAGACCUCACCAAUUCUAUGAAAUCUCCAAAUUGUGAAGCAAAAAAUGCUUCUGAGAAAAUUGGCAAUGCCAAAUCGUCAAAAAGUAUGAAAAAGGCUCAGUGCCCACAAUGUUUAACAUGGUUUCCAUCAUAUGCUUAUGUUCAACUACAUGUAAAAACAGUUCACGAAAAUCAGAAAAUAUUCGAAUGCACAAUAUGUGGGAAAGGAUUCAUUAUUAAAACUAAUUUGAAAAGACAUAUAAGAAUCCACACAGGUGAAAAGCCUUAUAAAUGUGAUGUUUGUGGUGACAGAUUUGCACGAAGAGAUUACUUACAAGGCCAUCAAAGAACACAUACAGGUGAAAAGCCUUAUAAAUGUGAUGUUUGUGGUGACAGAUUUGCACUAAGACAUCACUUACAAUGCCAUCAAAGAACUCAUACAGGUGAAAAGCCUUAUAAAUGUGAAGUUUGUGGUGACAGAUUUGCACAGAGCGGUCAAUUACAAGCCCAUCAAAGAACACAUACAGGUGAAAAGCCUUAUAAAUGUGAUGUUUGUGGUGAAAGAUUUGCACUAAGCCAUCACUUACAAGGCCAUCAAAGAACACAUUCAGGUGAAAAACCUUACAAGUGUGAAGUGUGUGGUGAAAGAUUUGCACACAGCAACAGUAGAAGUGGACACGUGAAGAAAUACCACUGUAAAACAAAAAAAUAUUAA